AUGCGCCUCCGCCGAGCGGCCCGCGUGAUCCUCGUCGGCGCCCCGGGAGUAGGCAAGGGCACCCAGUCCGAGCGCCUCCUUGCGCGCUUCCCCCAGCUGUCCGCUAUCUCGUCCGGCGACCUGCUGCGUCACAAUGUCAAGAAUCGCACCCCGCUCGGCAUCAAGGUCGAGGGCACCAUGAAGACCGGUGGCCUCGUCUCCGACGACCUCAUCCUGCGACUCAUCACCAAUGAGCUCGGCCAGCGCGGCUGGCUGUCGAGCGGCCGACCGAACGUCAUGACGCUAUCGUCGUCGUCAGCCGCUACUCCGAGUGAGACAUUCGAUGGCUCUGCUACUGCAGCGGCUGUCCAGGGUGUCGACGCCUUCAUGUCCAGCCUGGAAAUGAACCCGCACGCGGACGCCCACCUUUCCACCACCGCAUCCGACGACCCCUCCGCUUCCUUCCUCCUUGACGGCUUCCCGCGUACAGCCCCGCAGGCUGAGCGCCUCGACGACAUCGUGCCCAUCAACUGGGCCGUGUCUAUCCAGACGCCCUUCGACGUGAUCAUGUCGCGGAUCGCAUCACGUUGGGUGCACGAGCCGUCGGGACGGGUCUACAACACUGGUUUUCACCCGCCGCGUGUUCCGGGUCGUGACGACGUCACCGGUGAACCCCUCGUUCAGCGCUCCGACGACGGUGAGGAGGUGUACAAGGCCCGCUUCCGCAAGUUCCAGGAGACCUCCGAGCCUCUGCUCGAACACUAUGCUCGCAAGGGCGUCUUGUGGGAGGUCAGCGGCCUAAGCAGCGACGAGAUCAGCCCCAAGCUGUUCAGGGAGUUCGAGAAGCAGUUUCUAUAG
Anthostomella pinea is the source of this 837-nucleotide messenger RNA. The record is from the annotation of a GenBank genome assembly. Lineage: Eukaryota; Fungi; Ascomycota; Sordariomycetes; Xylariales; Xylariaceae.